Purpureocillium takamizusanense is the source of this 1158-nucleotide messenger RNA. RefSeq lists its product as uncharacterized. The transcript has 3 exons. The record is from RefSeq and is a predicted model, not a curated record. NCBI's taxonomy places the organism in Eukaryota, Fungi, Ascomycota, Sordariomycetes, Hypocreales, Ophiocordycipitaceae. Bases 115 to 918 code for a protein of 267 amino acids.
GUAUCUGACAUCGUUCUUCUCCGCGAGUUGUUCACGAUCGAGAGAGAGACACGUUGGUCCGAGAUACCGAAAGUCAAAGAGAACACGUUGGGAUUCGAGCAAAGCGACAACACCAUGGCCACGGAGAACGAGUCGACGACAAUGAGCGGGGUCCCCGUGCCCUUUGCUCUGGUCGAGCCGUCGGCGGCAGGCGACAAGCUCGGGGAUCGAGCCAAGGGUGCGAGCCUCAUGGCUGCGGAGAUGUGCAUCGUCCACAACUGCCUCAUCCGCGGCGUCAACGCCAUAUACAUCCAGUGCGUCAACGUGGCGACCAAGGGAACGGAGCAGGACAAGCUCGACUUCGUAGGGUUCGCCAGCGCCUGGGGCCGGAUGAUCGAGGAACACCACGCCAUCGAGGAAACGGACGUGUUCCCCGAGAUCAACGAGAUUACGGGGGUGCCGGGCCUCAUGGACGCCAACGUCGAGGAACACGCCGUGUUCCACGAGGGCUUGAGCUCGUUCAGCGCCUACAUCGAAAAGGUGAAGGACGGCGAGGAGGCGCUCGACGGCGACAAGCUCCGCGGCAUCAUCGACGGAUUCAUGCCGGCGCUGCGGGAGCAUCUCGAGCACGAGAUCACCACCCUGGUGGAGCUGGAUAGGUACUCGGACAAGUGCGACUGGUCCGCGUGGUUCACGAAGAAGGGGGGCGAGAUUGCGAGCAAGGGCAUGAAGUCUUCUAAAUACCGGAGUGAGGUGUUUCCGCUAGCCUUUUGCCUUCACGACAAGACGUUUGCAGGCGGCAUUUGGGCGAGUUUCCCGCCGAUCCCGUACUUGGCCACGUUGGUGCUGCGAUGGUUGUUCAUGGGCACGCACAAGGCGUGGUGGCGGUUCGCCCCAUGCGACCUGACGUCGCAGCCGCAGAAGAUGCCAUUUGCGUGAGGAAGGGAGGUGGAAGCGAGAGACACGGGCGCAGGAAAAGAAAAAGAAAGAGCGAGACGAGGUUUGUCUCUGAGCGGAUGGAUCGGGGUCGAUUCUAGCGUCAUAUUACAUGGGCCGCAGUCGCGAUGAUGACGAUAUCAUGGGGCGAGAGGCGCCGCCGAGGCAUGAUGAGGCGGGGAUGGAGCGGCUCCGAACGAGAACGUGUCGGGGGGGGUUCAAGCAAGGUCCGCCGUCCAGAGG